This is a messenger RNA of Symbiodinium sp. CCMP2456, 1269 nucleotides long. The record is from the annotation of a GenBank genome assembly. Lineage: Eukaryota; Dinophyceae; Suessiales; Symbiodiniaceae.
AUGCUCUCUCGUUUGUUGUCGUUGAGCAAGGCCAAGAAGGUCAAGGUGUGUGCCUCUGGCGACCAGUUUGCCAAAGGUUCUUCAAGUGGCUCUUUGGACGGCGGCUCUGCAGAGUCGUGCCAGUUGGUUGCUGCUGACUCUGAUGGCAAUCCUGGUCUUGCAGAUGUGCGCAGCUGGUUUAGGGAAGGCGAAGAUGAUUUCAAUUGCUUGCGCACAGUUCAGCUUCACUGCCCGGGCCAAGUCCUCCCCAAGGCCAAUGCUGCGACUUUGUACAACCGACUGCAUCGUUUCGCUCUUUGCGGAGUCGAAGGUUCUGCAGCGUUUGCCGGGGGCGACGAAUUGGGCGCCAUAUUGGCAACCAUCCCUCUGCAGGUUAUCUUCGCGUGCACGGACUCCCUGCCAGCGAAUGUUGCUGUCAACGCGCUUGAGCAGCAGAAGGCCUUGACCCAGAUGUCCGAUGCCUCCGCGUACCGUGGCUACGUGUACACAUUCUGUACACACCACCAGGGAAAUUUGUCUUCGAAGCCGAUCGUGUUGUCCGUACCCAAUGUCGCUACAGGCAUUGUAGAUGGGGUGGGCGAUGGGGUGAGGGUUGCUUGUAUGCUGAGUCAUAGCCUGGAAUUUAGACUUAGUCGUCUAGCGCCGCAUGUGGCCCUUACAGGCAUGGUCCGUAUGGCGCAUUCGAUGAAGAGUGCUUUACACAGCAGACGUAUGGCGGCCAUCGCCGGGAAUUUGGCUUCAACCGUGGAAGUUUACCCAGUGGCCACGCUGCCACAACGCGUCACGGCUUGCAUAGCUCGCAACGCUCGCAAGUUGGCCUCUUGUCGAAGCUACAUGACGGAAGAUGACGUCGCUUUGGUGUUGAGCACACUGAAUGAAGAUUGGAGUUUGCCUCUAUCAAAGAUGAAAGGUCGCCUCACGCACUGGUGCGAAGCGGGUUGCUGCACUUCUUUGAAGGAAACUCGUUUCAAGGUCAAACGUUGCCUCGAAUUGUUGAUCUUGCAAGGCUUCGAAGUGCCACUGCUGUAUAGAUGGAAACAUGUACAGCCGGCUGCAGAGUUCUGUUUGAGAGCGAUGUUGGUUCACGGGCUCUUGGAGCACACGUGGCGACUGUCGCUUGGUGAGCAAUCCGACCCAUAUUCCGAGCCCAGGCAGGAACUCUUGAAUUACGACGAAGAUAAUGCCGAUUUAUCACCGGCUGAGAAGCAGAAGGUCAGAGCCACGAAAGUGCUGCAGCUGCUAUCGGGCCCGGACGGUGUCGAAACUUGA